AUGAAGAUGAUCCCUUGGGGUGGUCUCAGUUGCUGUUUGAGUGCUGCUGCUCUUUACCUUCUCGGCAGAAGCAGUGGCAGGGAUGCGGAAAUUCUUAAAUCCGUCACGAGGGUCAAUCAGUUGAAGGAACUAGCACAACUGUUAGAUGCAGAAAUAUUACCCUUGAUUGUUACAAUUUCUGGAAGAGUUGGCUCUGAAACCCCAAUUAACUGCGAGUUCAGUGGUUUAAGAGGUGUAAUAGUUGAAGAAACAGCAGAACAACAUUUUCUUAAACACAAUGAUGCUGGUUCCUGGAUACAAGAUUCUGCUUUAAUGCUAUCAAUGAGUAAAGAGGUUCCUUGGUAUCUGGAUGAUGGGAGUGAUCGUGUGCAUGUGGUUGGAGCUCGGGGUGCCACUGGUUUUGCAUUACCUGUUGGAAGUGAGGCAUUUGAAGAGUCGGGUCGGUCACUUGUACGUGGAACAUUGGAUUAUCUCCAAGGUCUCAAGAUGCUUGGGGUCAAGAGAAUUGAACGGGUACUUCCAAUUGGAACUUCCUUGACUGUUGUUGGUGAGGCUGCUAAAGAUGAUGUUGGGUCCAUUCGAAUUCAGCGACCCCACAAAGGGCCAUUUUAUGUUUCUCCCAAAACGAUUGAUCAACUUAUUGCAAAUCUGGGGAAAUGGGCAAGGUGGUAUAAGUAUGCUUCUAUGGGCUUGACAGUGUUUGGUGCUUAUCUGAUAGCCAAGCAUGCUAUUCGGUACAUAUUGGAAAGACGGCGCCGGAACGAAAUACAAAGAAGGGUUCUUGCUGCAGCUGCGAAAAAGUCGGGACCAAAUAAUGAUGUUGAAAAGGCCGACAGCUUAUCAGAUGGUACUAAAAGGGAUCGCUUAAUGCCAGAUUUGUGCGUCAUAUGCCUCGAGCAGGAAUAUAAUGCUGUUUUUGUUCCGUGUGGCCAUAUGUGUUGCUGUACAGCUUGUUCUUCACACUUGACCAAUUGUCCUCUUUGCCGGCGACAGAUAGAGAAGGUUGUAAAGACUUUCCGUCAUUGA
Molecule: messenger RNA, 1026 nt
Organism: Sphenostylis stenocarpa
Lineage: Eukaryota; Viridiplantae; Streptophyta; Magnoliopsida; Fabales; Fabaceae
Source: the annotation of a GenBank genome assembly